AUGCAUCAUCCCCUUCGACGGACGACCGUUUCGAGGCUUCCGGCGGUGAUCUUGCAGCGAAAGCUAGCCACAAGCAGCAGCAGCAGCAAACAGCCACCGGAGCUGCCGCCGUGCGAUUUUGUGCCCGACCUGGCCGAGUCGAAGCUGGGCAAGUUUGAGAUUGAGCGCAUUCACAAGCUGAAUCUCAAUCCCAGUCUGAAGCCGUACUACAGCGAGCCGCUGCUGAUCACCCAGGGCCACCGGCAGUAUGUCUGGGACAACAAGAAGCGGCGGUAUUUGGACAUGUUCGGUGGCAUUGUCACCACUUCCGUCGGCCACUCGCACCCAACUCUGCUGGAGACGAUCAGCCGCCAGUCGCGGAAGCUGUGGCACGUUUCAUCUGUCUAUCUGAACGAGGAGGUGCACGAAUACGCUGCCAAGUUGGCGAACCACUUUCCCGAGCCGCUGAACAAUGUCAUUUUCUGCAACUCCGGCUCGGAGGCGAAUGACAUUGCCCUGUUGAUGGCCCGCUCCUUCACGGGCGCCUUUGACGUGGUGGCCCUGCGUAACGCCUACCACGGAUGCAGCACCUCGACGAUGCCGCUUUGUGGAGUGGGCGUCUGGAAGUUUCCCGUGCCGCUCAACUUUGGCUUCACUCAUACUGCCUGUCCUGAUCCCUAUCGAGGACGGGUCGGUGGGCGGUUUUGUCGAGACUCACCCGUACAGACGAACCGAAGUUGUGAUUGUAAGGAAGGAGGUGGUUGUGCGGCGGCAGAGUACUACGCAGAGGAGCUGGAGGAGGUGCUCAGCUCGACGCUGCCCAAGCGAAUUGCCGGCUUCUUUGCGGAGAGUAUUCAGGGCGUCGGCGGCACCGUCCAGUACCCAAAGGGCUUCCUGCAGCGCGCCUACGAGCUGGUGAAGGCCCGUGGCGGUCUCUUCAUCAGCGACGAGGUACAAACCGGUUUCGGGAGGACCGGGGAGCACUUCUGGGGUUUUCAGGGCCACGGCAUCGUCCCAGACAUUGUGACCAUGGCAAAGGGCAUCGGCAAUGGCUUUCCGCUGGCCGCCGUCAUCACCACACAGUCGGUGGCGAGCUCGCUGACGCGGGCGAUGCACUUCAACACCUUUGGCGGCAAUCCGCUCUCCUCGGCGGUGGGCUCCGCCGUGCUCGAUAUCAUCGAGGCGGAGAAGCUGCAGGAGAACUCGUUGCGAGUGGGAACGCUGUUGCUGCGGAAGCUCGCUGAACUGCGAGACGGUCGUUUCUCUGACAUUGUCGGCGACGUUCGCGGAAAGGGACUGAUGAUUGGUCUGGAGUUGAUGGUCAGCAAGGAGCGGAAUCACCGGACGGCAGUGCCGAUGCCCGUCGAGCAAGUGAACGGCAUCUUCGAGGACUGCCGCUCCAUGGGACUGAUCAUCGGCAAGGGCGGUCCCAGCGGAAAUGUCUUUCGCAUCAAACCGCCGAUGUGCAUCACCGAGGCGGACGUCACCUUCACCGUUGACGUGCUGAAGGUCGCCUUUGAGCGACAUUAUGAACGGCUGGCUAGGUCUAGCCAAAAGUGA
Molecule: messenger RNA, 1539 nt
Organism: Rhagoletis zephyria (snowberry fruit fly)
Lineage: Eukaryota; Metazoa; Arthropoda; Insecta; Diptera; Tephritidae
Source: RefSeq, a predicted model, not a curated record